Molecule: messenger RNA, 396 nt
Organism: Schizophyllum commune H4-8
Lineage: Eukaryota; Fungi; Basidiomycota; Agaricomycetes; Agaricales; Schizophyllaceae
Exons: 1
Coding region: 134-346 (70 amino acids)
Source: RefSeq, a predicted model, not a curated record
UCGCCCAAGGUGUAUGUAUUAAUUCGAGUUUCUCACCAGUUCACUCACUUCAUGUCGCAGGUGCAGAGCGCAGGCCCUUGCGCAUGCUGAGCGAAAUGCAGACUCGCGAGAGCUCUCCGUCUCAUUUGCAUAGAUGAUCUUGCUCUGUAGCUUAUGGCGUCAGCAUUCGCGUUUGGAUGCCUACUGUAUCUGCUGUCUUGGCCGGUAUGUAUGUCGAUUGCAUGUUCUCGUUGGUACUGUAUGUAUUCAUGUCCUGGUUAAUUCAUCGUAUGUCUCACGUCAGAAGACCUUGAGGAAAGUUCAAUAUGGAGUUGCAACGCGACAGGAGAAAAUAAAUGGGUACUAGACGCUUCGCCGUUGUCUUCAUCGUCUUCGCCCUUCAUUGCCUUCAUCCUC